Messenger RNA from Kalmanozyma brasiliensis GHG001, 459 nucleotides. RefSeq lists its product as uncharacterized. The record is from RefSeq and is a predicted model, not a curated record. The coding region runs from base 1 to 459 and encodes 152 amino acids. NCBI's taxonomy places the organism in Eukaryota, Fungi, Basidiomycota, Ustilaginomycetes, Ustilaginales. The transcript has a single exon.
AUGCCGCCGCCGCAACCUGAUCAAGUUGACCGCAAGCGCAAGCUGUCGCUUUCCAAUGUGAACGCCCCCCGCACCUGUCCUGCCGGCCUCAAUGAAAAGCCCAAUCCCAUCAGCGUUGCCAGCAUGCCGCCUUCUGCUGGACCAGACACCGGGGCGUGCGAGGUCCUCAAGCCUGGAUACGAAACGCUCGUCAGGAAGCUGGAGCAAAUGUAUCGCGAGAGCCGCUCUGAGGUCAAGGAGAAGAAGCAAGAACAAAGGAACAUGGCCGGCUACGACCAUUUCCAAGUGGAGCAAGUCGAGAUGGAGCUGUAUGGAAAUCAACAUCACCACAGCAAGAUGAAGGCGUUGCUCAAGACGAUCAAGAGAUCCAAUGCCGAGCUCGUUCUGACUGACGUGUCAGAGACUGACAUCGAGUGGGAGGAGGAUUCAUCGGAAGAGGAGGACUCGGAAGGAGAGUAA